AUGGGAUCAGUCGAACGAAUCACAGAGAACCUAGAGAAGCCGGAACUCGAUGACCGGUCUUACCGCAUUGUUCGCCUACCAAAUAGGUUGGAGGCUCUCCUCGUGCAUGACCCUGAUACAGAUAAAGCCAGCGCGGCAUUGAAUGUCAACGCUGGCAAUUUUUCGGACCCGGAUGACUUACCUGGAAUUGGCCAUGCCUUGGAGCACAUGCUAUUCAUGGGAACAGAGAAGUACCCAAAAGAAAAUGCGUAUAAUCAGUACUUGGCAUCGCACUCGGGCUCUUCCAACGCCUAUACCGCUGCAACCGAAACAAACUACUUCUUUGAAGUAUCUGCAACUUCUGCAGGAACUGAUGGCUCGCAUGAUUACAACUCUACCCCCAACGGAUCGUCAAAUGGAACGCCUGCAACUACAGAGACGGGUAGUAGUACUGGGCCGUCGCCUCUGUAUGGCGCCCUGGAUCGUUUUGCACAGUUUUUCGUGUCGCCUCUAUUUUUAGAAUCAACAUUGGACCGCGAACUCCGGGCUGUUGAUUCUGAAAAUAAGAAAAAUCUUCAGAGUGACUUGUGGCGUUUAAUGCAACUAAACAAGUCUCUCUCCAAUCCUGCACACCCAUAUCACCACUUUUCUACUGGCAACCUGCAGACACUGAAGGAGGAGCCUCAGAAACGCGGUGUAGAUGUCCGCAGUGAGUUUAUCAAGUUCUACGAAAAGCACUAUUCCGCCAAUCGAAUGAAAUUGGUAGUGCUUGGACGAGAGAGUUUGGAUGAACUGGAACAGUGGGUAGGGGAGCUGUUCGCUGGAGUAAAGAACAAGGACCUACCUCAAAACCGCUGGGAUGACGUUCAACCCUGGUUACCCGACCACCUAUGUAAGCAAAUAUUUGCCAAGCCAGUCAUGGAUACCCGGUCUAUCGACAUUUACUUCCCAUUUCUGGACGAAGAGUUUCUGUAUGAAUCCCAGCCCAGUCGAUAUAUCAGCCAUUUGAUCGGCCAUGAAGGACCCGGCAGCAUCUUGGCCUUUGUGAAGGCGAAAGGCUGGGCGAAUGGCUUGUCCGCUGGAGUCAUGCCUGUUUGCCCCGGCUCUGCCUUCUUCACCAUCUCCAUUCGAUUGACACAGGAAGGGUUACGUCAGUACCGUGAGGUCACUAAAGUGGUGUUUGAAUAUAUCGCUAUGCUGAAGGAGCGGGAGCCAGAACAGUGGAUCUUUGACGAAUCAAAAAACCUAGCUGAGGUCGAAUUUCGAUUUAAGCAGAAAUCUCCUGCCAGUCGAUUCACGAGUCGAUUAAGCAGCGUGAUGCAGAAACAACUUCCCAGAGAGUGGCUUCUCAGUGGUUCUCUGUUCAGGAAAUUUGACCCUGAUUUAAUCAAGAAGGCACUUUCGUAUUUCCGCGCUGACAACUUUCGGAUGAUUGUUGUCGCCCAAGACUACCCUGGGAAUUGGGACAGUAAGGAGAAGUGGUACGGAACGGAGUACAAGAUUGAAGAUAUUCCUGGUGACUUUAUGUCCGGUAUUCAGCAGGCGCUAGACACUACACCGGACAACAGGCUCCCUGACUUGCAGAUGCCUCAUAAGAACGAGUUCGUCCCCACCAGACUUUCAGUAGAGAAGAAAGAAGUGUUGGAGUGCGCGAGGACCCCGAAACUCAUUCGUCACGAUGACCACGUCCGUCUCUGGUUUAAGAAGGAUGACCGUUUCUGGGUUCCUAAGGCUACAGUUCACAUUACACUCCGGAAUCCUCUGGUUUGGACCACACCCGCAAACUUGGUGAAAUCAAAAUUUUACUGUGAGCUUGUCAGAGAUGCUCUUGUUGAGUAUUCCUACGAUGCUGAGCUUGCAGGCUUGGAUUAUCAUCUUUCCGCCAGCAUCUUUGGUCUAGAUAUCUCGGUCGGAGGUUACAAUGACAAAAUGUCCGUGCUUUUGGAAAAGGUCCUUACAAGCAUGCGCGAUUUGGUGAUUAACCCUGGUCGGUUUCAUGUCAUCAAAGAGCGCCUUUCUCGGGCAUAUAAAAAUGCCGAGUAUCAGCAGCCAUUCUAUCAGGUCGGCGAUUAUACCCGCUAUCUGACUGCGGAGAAGACAUGGAUCAACGAACAAUACGCAGCUGAGCUGGAACACAUCGAGGUCGAGGAUAUCUCAUGCUUCUUUCCCCAGUUGCUACGCCAGAAUCACAUCGAAAUAUUGGCCCAUGGUAACCUAUACAAAGAGGAUGCAUUGCGCAUGACUGACUCCGUAGAGAGUAUUCUUCAAAGUCGUCCCCUACCCCAAUCCCAGUGGCACGUGAGGCGCAACAUGGUCAUUCCUCCGGGAUCCAACUAUAUCUAUGAGCGGGUGCUGAAGGAUCCAGAGAAUGUCAACCAUUGUAUAGAGUAUUACCUUUUUGUUGGGGAUAUCACGGACCAGGCUCUCCGGGCGAAACUUCUCCUAUUUGCCCAGAUGACGGAUGAGCCAGCGUUUGACCAACUUCGGAGCAAAGAGCAGCUGGGGUAUGUCGUUUGGAGCGGCGCACGUUAUUCUGCGACGACCGUUGGCUAUCGUGUUAUUAUUCAGAGCGAACGCACUGCUCAAUAUUUGGAGUCACGGAUUGAUUCCUUCUUGAGGAACUUUGGGCAGGUCCUAGAGGAUAUGUCGGACGAAGAAUUCGAAGGCCACAAACGAAGCAUUGUCAACAAAAGACUCGAGAAACUAAAGAACCUCAGCUCCGAGACCACCCGGUUCUGGACUCACAUUGGUUCCGAAUAUUUUGACUUCUUGCAGAACGAGUGUGAUGCGGCCGGUGUGAAAGCUCUGGCCAAGUCCGAGCUCAUUCAGUUUUAUCAGCACUAUAUUGACCCGGACUCUUCUACGCGAGGCAAGGUCUCAAUCCAUCUGAACGCUCAAUCCGGUGCUCAGGCCAAUAGUGCCGAACCCAAGGAGCAGAAGUCGCGGCUGAUCUCACUUUUUGGCAAGCAGUUGGAGACUGCAGGAUUUGCAGUAGACAUGGAUCAAUUGAACUCUGCAUUCGCGAAGCUCGACGUGUCAUCCAGCUCCGAAGACCAGAUUUUAGACACCCUCAAGACAUUCUUGGCGUCUGAAAUGAGCUUGUCCGAUCAGCAAACGAAACCCAUUCUCACGCAUGCUGAGCAAAGUUUGGGCUUGCAUUCAAAGCAACUUGGGCUUAAACCCACAACCAACGGGGAAUCCGCCGGAAGUACGAAGUCUUUGCCAGUGACAAAUGGCCUGGACAAGGCCGGGCACCCGAUCUAUAUAACCAACGUUCCCGAAUUCAAGGCACGCCUUGCAGUCAGCGCUGGCCCCAGCCCAGUCACAGACCUCAGUGAAUAUGAGGACUUCGACGCCAAGCUUUGA
Molecule: messenger RNA, 3345 nt
Organism: Aspergillus tanneri
Lineage: Eukaryota; Fungi; Ascomycota; Eurotiomycetes; Eurotiales; Aspergillaceae
Gene: IDE1
Product: a-pheromone processing metallopeptidase Ste23
Exons: 2
Coding region: 1-3345 (1114 amino acids)
Biological process (GO): peptide catabolic process
Cellular component (GO): mitochondrion; cytosol
Molecular function (GO): metalloendopeptidase activity; metal ion binding
Source: RefSeq, a predicted model, not a curated record